Camarhynchus parvulus is the source of this 6344-nucleotide messenger RNA. It is a transcript of the gene RAPGEF5, whose product is annotated as Rap guanine nucleotide exchange factor 5. Gene Ontology annotation, biological process: positive regulation of GTPase activity; Ras protein signal transduction. The coding region runs from base 98 to 2701 and encodes 867 amino acids. The record is from RefSeq and is a predicted model, not a curated record. The transcript has 26 exons. NCBI's taxonomy places the organism in Eukaryota, Metazoa, Chordata, Aves, Passeriformes, Thraupidae. Gene Ontology annotation, cellular component: plasma membrane. Gene Ontology annotation, molecular function: guanyl-nucleotide exchange factor activity.
CCGAGUGCUGCCUGUGGGUGGGAGCGCGGCUGGGGCUGCGGCCGGGCGGGCGAGAGAGCGGGGCUGGCUGCGCGCCGCAGCCCGGCAGGGAUGCGGCAUGGCCGUGGGCUCCGUGAAGAUGCCGUCGCCGUGUGAGGGCGCGGAGCUGGCCCGAAGCUGGAGCCCCGGCGGCGGAGCCCAGGAGCCGCCGCCGCCGGUGCAGCUGCGGCAGAAGCUGCGGGAGCUGCCGGCGCUGCUGCGGAGCGGGCUGACGCUGCGGAGGAAAAGCGCGGCCGCCGCCGGUCGGACCCUGUCCAGAAGAAUUUCAAAUCCCUAUUUGGAAACACCUUCAAAUAAGAUUUAUGGAGAAAGUUCUUCCUGUGCUGGGAGAGCUCUCAGGAAUAUUUUUACUCUACAAGCUUCUGACCUGAUUAAAGACAGGGUGUACCUUACUGGCAUUUGCAGGAGAAGUUGUGUUGGAUCAGAACUCGUAGACUGGCUUUUGGAGCAGUGCCCUUUUGUCAAGUGCAGAUCUACAGCAGUUGGAGUGUGGCAGCUCCUCCUGGACAUGGGCAUUAUAUUGUCAGUGGACAGACAACUCUAUUUUCAAGACAGUCAUGCUUUCUACCAGUUCUCAGCAGAUGAAUGCACUUACCUUUUCUGUGAAUUUGAGAAAGAGGAGACAUGGAAGAAUGGAGUAAAGCUCCUACUUCAACUACUGCCACUGUCUCCUCCUAGGAUUGACAUGUGCAAUCUGCCUGAUCAAAAAAUAGAAGAUACAACAGAAACCAAUGCUGAAAUUCUUGCUCGUCUCACUUCUGCGGUACAGAGAGAACUGGCUGCUGUCAUUGCCUUGAAAGCAAGGAAGUCAGCAAUUCAUCAAAAUGAAGAAAACAGCAGUCAAGAAAUAAGAGGACUAGAAGAUCUCAAGGAUACCUCUGAUGCACAGGCAGGAGUUUUAUGCAAGCUUCAGGGAAGAGAUGACAUCGGACGGAUUGAGCUGGUCCAAAAGCUGGCGAGAGAGAACUGCCAGUUUUUGCAGGCGGAUAGAAAAGCACUGGAGAAGGCAGAACAAGUGGACGAUGGAGGCGGCGGCGGCGAGCGGGCGCGGGAGGCGGCCGGCGCGGCGCUGGUGCUGCGGAAGGUGUGGUCACGCAGCCCGGCCCCCGAGCGGCGCGGGAGAUACGUGGUGGUGUCGGGGACGCCGGAGAAGAUUUUGGAGCAUCUCCUCAGCGACCUGCACCUGGAAGCCGCCCAGGACAAAGAGACGGAAACUCUCCUGGAUGAUUUCCUUCUCACAUACACGGUUUUCAUGACGACUGAUGACUUGUGCCAGGCCCUUCUGAGGCACUAUUGUGCUAAGAACCACCAAGGGAAAGAAGAUGACUCUGAUGUGUCCUGUAGGAAAAGAAAAGUCUUGCAUUUGGUGUCUCAAUGGACUUCUCUCUACAAAGACUGGUUACAUGAAGAUGAGCAUUUAAAACAAUUUUUAAAGACGAUAUACAGAAAUGUGUUAGAUGAUGUGUAUGAGUAUCCCGUUCUUGAGAAGGACCUGAAAGAAUUCCAGAAGAUACUUGGGAUGCAUCGCCGUCACACUGUAGAUGAGUAUUCACCUCAUCGAAAGAAUAAAACCUUUUUCCAGCAGUUCAGUGUAAAGGAGAACUGGCUGCAGCACAGAGGAACUGUGAAUGAAACAGAAGAAAUUUUCUGCCGUGUGUAUAUAACAGAGCACUCCUAUGUCAGUGUGAAAGCUCAAGUGUCAACUUCAGCUCAGGAGAUUCUGAAGAUCGUGGCAGAAAAGAUCCAAUACCCGGAGGAGGAGUUGGCACUGGUGACAGUCUCAUUCUCUGGUGAAAAACAUGCGCUACAACCAAAUGAUUUGGCCAUCUCAAAAUCUUUGGAGUCAUCCAGUCGUAUGUUUGUAUACCGAAAAGAUCUGACUGAUUCUUUGAGCCCAUUUUCUGAAAUUGAGGAAUUGCAGCAAAGAUCUGUGAGGAUUUUGGGAAUUAACACCUGGGAUCUUGCCUUAGAACUAACAAACUUUGACUGGAGCCUCUUCAAUGCAAUUCACGAGCAAGAGCUGAUAUACUUCACAUUCAGCAGACAGGGCAGUGCUGAAAACACUGAGAAUCUCAGUCUUCUGCUUCAAAGAUGCAACGAGGUCCAGCUUUGGGUCGCCACCGAGAUACUCCUCUGUAGCCAGCUCUGCAAACGUGUGCAGCUAGUGAAAAAGUUCAUCAAGAUUGCUGCCCACUGUAAAGCCCAAAGAAAUCUGAAUUCAUUCUUUGCAAUUGUUAUGGGUCUCAACACUGCAUCUGUCAGCCGGCUGUCUCAGACCUGGGAGAAAAUUCCUGGGAAGUUCAAGAAACUUUUCACUGAACUUGAAAGUUUGACGGAUCCUUCUCUGAAUCACAAAGCUUACAGAGAUGCAUUCAAGAAAAUGAAAUCUCCGAAAAUCCCCUUCAUGCCCUUACUUCUGAAAGAUGUAACAUUCAUCCAUGAAGGAAAUAAAACGUUUCUGGAUAACCUUGUUAAUUUUGAAAAGCUGCACAUGAUUGCAGAUACUGUUCGGUCAUUGAGACAUUGCAGAAAUAACCAAUUUGGCAAUGAAGUUCCUUCGAAAGAGCAUCACGAGCUGAAGCCAUACGUCCACCACCUGCAUGUCAUCGACAACCAGCAAGUUCUGUUUGAGCUCUCUCACAGGAUAGAGCCGCGAGCGUGAGCGUGCACAGCUUCAUGUAACCUUGUAACUGCAGCACUUUGAAUUAAGUGAAUGUUUAUGCCAAGCAUGUUGCUUCCCUAUAUGAGAACGGUUUACUGAGUUUUAUCAGUAUCUCACACAACAUGCGCAGGAAAAUCAGGCAAGAGCCAGCAAAGGGGCUGCUCGCAGGAUUGCAGGGCAAGCUUGGUGCCAUUCCCACUGCUCCCUGGGACCUGAGGCAGCAGAGCAGUGUCCUUUGAGCUCAGGAGCUUGGUUUCUGUGAAAAUAUUGUUUGGUCCUGUGUAGCUUUCAAUGCAGAUUCUGCCAGUAUUAGAAAGAAAGGAAUCAUCGUGUCACAGCAGCAAAACAUUUCAGCGAGCAACAUGCCGCAAGGGGGUUGAUUCCCAGUUCACCACAGUAUGUACCUCACUAAUUCAAGGCUGCCAAAGUACUGUUGCCAAAAAUAAUGUGCAAUCUGUGCAGCUCCCAUGAGUCCACUGGAGCAUAGUAUUUGAGAUGUGUGAACAACCUGGAACAGGAAUAUAACAAGGCAGUGCAACCAGAUGAAACUCGAGAGUGCAUUGUGAUGUGGAGGUCAGCAGUAAACAGUUCACUCUAUGGCUCCUCUACGAAUAUGCUUUAUAAAACACACUGUAGGAGCCAAUCCACUUCUCUUGCAAUUUAUGGAUACAAUUGUUUGUAUACUGAAAACAUGUUAUUUUCUUCCUUUUCAGUUAUCUCAGAUUUAGCACUGGCUCCUGCAGCUAAUGCAUUAUAAAUUAUUAUAGCAGGAACUUCGUUUUCUGCUUGGAUUACAGCUUUUUUGGUAUCUAUUCACAGGCAAAUGCUUAGAUCCAUCUACAUUUCUAAUUCUCCCCAUUGGAAAUACCAUUUCAGGAAGUAAAAUUUCACCUAACUUGCACAUGCUUCUAGUUUUUAAAGAGCAGAAAGGUGCCCCUUACAGGGUACCAGUGUAAUUACCUGCAUACACACCAGGCUCUCAGCAUCAGAGUGCCUUUACUGCUUUUGUCCCUUUCACAGCCCUCCCCAUGACAAUUCUCGUGUAGUUAAAAGUACUGUGUCUGGGCCUGUGCUAAGGCAGCAUUUCUAAAGUAAUGUCUACAGCUGACCUACAUCUCAAGCACCAUCAUCACCUGGUUUCCAGUGCUAAGGAGUUGCCCUGAGAUGAUCCAGUGAAUGCCACAGGAAUGUGCGGAGGGUGCUCCUUGGCAUCUUUGUGCACUGACUCACAGUGACGGUGACGGUCUCUUUACAGAGCAGGGAGGAUACAUUGCAUUGCUUGCCCAUCUCUGUUGUAUGUUUUCCACAUGAGGAAGACUUCCAAGAAAAUGCUCCUUUACUAAAAUGUGGGAAUACUGAAGUAGCAUGCUCUUCAUAAUUGUGUUAUCUCUGGUUUAAAGGGAUUUAAAAAAAAAGCAGCUUUAACACGUAGUCUGUGGGGGAAUCUGUAGAAUGCAUUCAGUUUUCCCAUCUGUGAAAUAUUGUAUAGAUCUAUUGUAAAGGAAACAGAUGUUUCAGAAAUGUAUUUGCUUGUACUUUGUUAUUAUCAAAUACUAUAUGAUUUUUUUUUAAGAAAAAAGAAAUUUCUUUUUACCCAGUAAAAAGAAAAAAAUAAACUCUUGCUGGCCAUGGAGUAAAAAUUUCCUAUGUUCUUCUGUAGAUGUGACUGCACAUAUUGUAAAUAACUUUUUUGUGCAAACAGACCAAAACUGUUCAAAUUAAGAUACUAGCUGUGGUGGGCUCAUUUUUGCAGUGUAAGAACAAAAACCAGAUGCAAUUUGCUGCUUGUGUUUCUGCAGUUCUUCCUAGGGCUACAGCACUUAGAAUUCCCAACAUAGCUGCAUUACCUGGAUGCUUUCCUGGGUUUUGAGCUCCCUCUUGUGAAUUUUUUUUUUACUGUGGCAUUAUUUUUAGGAACCUGUAUGUAGACCAACCUGCAUGCUUCAGCUUGUGUGGUGUAACACUCUAGUCCACAAAGUUGUUCUGGAAAUCUGUGGGAGAGGGAGCAUUCAGAGGUAUUCAGGGUGAGAAGGUGGGGCUGUUUCUCAGUUCACUGCAUUUGGCUCUGUGAUAGUUUUGGUGGCUACUGUGGAUGAAGCAGCAGCUAUGUUGGAGAAGAAUAAAAGACAAGAAAAUGAAAGAAGGAAAGAAAAAAGGAAAAAAGAAGAAAAAAGAUGACUCUGUGCUGAGGGUUUGAUUGUAAAGCCUGAUAGACUUACCUGGAACUCUCCUUACUCUGCCAACUCAAAAUGAAGUAAGGGGAUGGGUUAACUCAUCCCAAUAGGCUUUGAGCCAGCUGAGGUGUUGGCUUUCUGCACCUCUGUAAUUUCACACCAAAUCAGGUGUUGUCUACCAUUUGCAGCUGGCAUAAAAUCAGUCUGAAAGCACACAGCCAGCAUUAACCUUGUUAUCUCUGCUGUGACUGAUUAGACAACUUGUCACAACUUGUCACAGCUUUUCUUCAAUUUUUUUACCACUACUUUUUGUAGUGGCCUGUAUAACUCAGAUUUAAGUUUCAGGUGUGAGGAUCCAACAUGGCUGCAUCAAUUAAGUGUUGAGAAUUGGGCCUUAGAACUCUUCCUAUAAAGGAAAAGUAAAUAGCCCGAACCUGUAGCUAAUAUGUCUAAUUAAAAAAAGGCCCUUCUAUAUCUUCAUUCCACCGGUAAAGUAUUGCAGAGCUUUGCUGCAGACUGGCAAGCAGUUUGAACAUGUGGAAGUUAGGAGGAGAACUAGAAGUAAACCCUGUAUUAGGGAAGGGCAGCACUAUAGAGCCUCUCCCAGGGUCCAGCACUGGUGAUAUUGUGUGAUUUUUUAACAUCCUUCAAUAGUGCAAUUAGAUUAUGUGGUAUAAAAUCUAUAAAUCUUGUAAAUUCCAUUUAUCGCAAUCACAUCUGGGGUUAAAUACUCUGCACACGCUUUAUUUUUAGUACCUAAGAGGAUUAAUUAGAUAGAACAAAGGAAAGAGCUGUGUCACUUUGUACCUCUUUGAUAUGGGAUUUUGUGGCAACAAAUUUAGAUGUUUCUCUAACACAGCUUUUUGAUUCCAACAUCAUCUUGAAUAGCAAUAAAUUUCAUUUGCAUAGCAGUGGCAAAAGAAAGGGUGUUAUCAGAAAUAAGACCUGUUCUGCUGUAAAAAUUACAAAGAAAGAUGUAAAUACUAAACAUUUUAGCAGAGUAAUAUUUAUUUGCAUAGCCUAUUUAUUGCCAUCUUAUACACUGUUAAAGACUGGGAUGAAGUCAAUGAGCUGAGGUAAGAACACCUGCCUGUUCCCUCUUGAGUGCCAUAAAGGUGUCAGCUUGCAUUAAAAGUAAUAAAAUAGAAACCCCCAAAUCAAGGUAUUUACCUAACUUCUCAGGGACUACAGCUAGUAGUUAUCCACCAUCAUGAGACCUGGUAUGUAUGAAAUAAUCUGAUUUACCAGAAUCAAUGUUGCCAAUGUUUUCCUUUGCAUAUUUCAUGCUUGUUUGCCUCUGUACAUAUUAUUGUGUCGUGUAUUUAUGAGCGCUAGUAAGCAAUAAUUUAUAUGUCAAAAUGGCCAAGCAAUACAAGGUUAAAACUUGUAGAAGCAACUGUUAUGUUUAUCUUGCAUUUUCCAGUGUUUUUUAAUAUUGCUUUUCAAAAUAUAAAAACUACCUUAAUGAA